Molecule: messenger RNA, 7941 nt
Organism: Porites evermanni
Lineage: Eukaryota; Metazoa; Cnidaria; Anthozoa; Scleractinia; Poritidae
Source: the annotation of a GenBank genome assembly
GACGAGCCGUUUGUUUCAUGGAAAUCAACAUGGAUUUUACGGUUCGCAAGAAGCUAAGAAAGUGCAGACGAGGUGUUCUUAAGUUAGAGAAUCGCCAGAUUCAGACUCCUGGCUGUUCAUUGUACACAAGAGGAGGAGCAGUUCCCCAUCUCACUCGGGAUCUAUUGCAUACAGUUGCAGAUUUACCAGCAAUUGUUCAUCUGACUCUUGAAUCCACGUGAGUUUGUUCUGUUCAUAUUAAACCGUUAUGGCCGAGGCCAAGAUCGCUGAAUUACAGUAAACGAUUAUUAAUUGUAAGAGCACAAUAAGCGUAUUUAAAAUCCUUACUAAAGUAUCUUAGGAGUACACCGUGUUAGGUCAGAUAGGUCUAACGCUUGCGGUUUUACUUGUAGUGAAAUUUUAUUAAGCUGUGCACGAAAGCUUAUUAUUAGCUCAUAAGUUUACUAUAUCAAAAUUCUCAAAUCUGAUUGGCUAUCAGCUGUCCUGAUUUCAGUAUUAAUAGGACAGUGGGUAAGAUUUCUGUAUAACCCAAUAAAUUUAUUAUGCCUGCAGCAAUUUCCCCCUUAUCUACAAAUACAGUGAAACCUAGUGUAUUAAGCGGACACCCUCGGGGAAAGCUGCAGUGUCCGCUUAAUACAGGGUGUCUGCCUAAAAAAGGUUUCAAUAGAUAACGACAUAUGAGGUAUCAAAUGCCAUUCAAAUAAACAGUGGAAACGUUUAGUAUACUCGCAGAGACUAUGACGAUAUACCUUUGCAUGAAUUUCUUUACAACUCAAAUUUGAAGAAAUCAGAUGAGUGAAAAAAGCUCUAUACAAACAAAACGAAAUAGAAAACAAUACUGUACUGGGAAACUAAUCAAAUUAAGUUCUUCAAGUCAUGUUUUUUAAUGUAAAAAUCGAAAAAUUUGUGGGUGACAAUUCGAGACAAUCUUUAGCAUUUCCGGUGUCUGGCAUGUUGGGUGGUGGAAUUUAAUUACAAGUGUCCGCUUAAUACAGGUUGGCAACAACAGAAAUGAUCACUUUAGGUACUUUUUAGGUGUCCGCGUCCACUUAAUAAAGGUUUCAUGUAAAGUAAAUAAGGGAAAUAGAUUUGGGGACUUCGGCUACUGUCCGCUUAAUAGAGGGUGUCCGCUUAAUACGGUGUCCGCUUAAUACAGGUUUCACUGUAGUUACCCCCGCAGGGAUUUCUAGGAAAUCCCGAGGAUGCACUCUAGUAACUUGCGCAUAUACUAAGGACAGUACUUACAGUUGAAAUAUACAGUCAGUAUGCUAGAAAAAAUCUUGAUUUGCUUGAACAGGGGCUGCGAGGAAUCGGUAGGUAAUGAUGACGUUUCUAUUGUUUGCACCCGCAAGAACGAAAUGGUUAGGGUGACAUAAAGACAGAAAAUCCCGAAGGGACCGCUUAGGUAGAUUUUGUGACAUUUAUUGUGCAGUCAUACUGCGAUACUAUGAACUGCAUGUAAAAAGUGAAAGAGAAAUAGCGAAAAAUUCAACUUCUUCGUAUGGUUUAAAAUAAACUAUUCUCGAAACUGAGAAUGUUUUGAUCAAAGCUGUGUAAAUCGAACUGAAAUUGUGCAUGGAACCUAGCGUUUCCUGUAUUUAGCUCACCUAUUGUACAUGUGUAUGGAAUAUGUGUGAAAAUCUUGAUUAUAAAUUGGUAUAUUUCAAAGAGCUACACAACGAGCAAGCAGAACACUACUGACCGACAAUAUACAGAGCGGGGGCAAAUGUAGUGUCAACUAUUACUAGUUUACUACAUCAUCGAGUCGAAAUGAGUAUGCAUAAUAAAUGUAUGGGGUUAUUAGGAAAUCUGAAACUUGUGUCUUGGUAUAAGAGAACUUAAUGUCAUCCAGUUUGGUCAGUAAUCAUACUUGUGAUUAAACAAAUCAGACUCCCGCUGUGCAGUCGUCCAAUUUUGUUAAUAACUCGUAUUCAUGAUUUCAAACUGGUCAGUGUAAAACGCAGACUGCGGCCUGUUGUUUUUCCCAUGGAAAUAGGGACCUUAAGCAUUGACAACGAAAUGCACGACGAUGAUGCUUCGCAACCAAGGCAGACUGGGCCAAGGGUUUCAUUUUCAGUGGCGAAAACGAAGUUUAAGCAGUGCAGUUUCCCAGACAGACGGCGACUUUUUUUUUGCAAAGAAGUUUGUCUUGUUACAGUCUUGUUAUGGCAUUCAAAGACCUCCGUAAUUUACAUCUUAUAAGCUAUGACAAUGUUUAAUCAAUGGUGGCAAAUUGAUUGCUCUUUAUGACCUGUAAUUUGAUUGUGGAGGCUUUCUCUUUGUCGCGCAGCUUUUGUUUUUGUUUUGAAGUUAAAAGUGAAUACUGAAACAAACCGAACCUGAAAAAAAAAUUCGAGUUAGCAAGCGAAGAAAUCAACAAAAUGCUUAACAUUUGGAUUCUACAUGUACUGAAUGACAAGGUGGAAAAAGAGUGAUUUACACACAAAAGGCAUAUUUUAUAAUAACGUUUUAGCGACUACUGCAAAACUCCGUGAAUUUCAUCGUCGACGAAGGCUGGAUGACGUUUUGACAACCCGAUGCAUGCCCGGAAGGUUCGCGCAGGAAAAUUUCACUUCCAGUCGGCAUCGUCGUCCCAUUUCGUUGUUGAUGCUUAAGGUCCCUAAUGAGAAUGUGACAAUAAUAGUCUCAUAGUUUUCUAACCCUAAAAACAAUAGUCCACAGUCUGCAUUUUACACUGCCUUGAUUUCUAACUGAAUUGGACUCCACCAAGUCCUAUUAGUAUAUUAAAUUAUGGCUCAGUCAAUUCCAAGCGUGCCCAUCCCCCCCUCCUGGGCAUUUGUCAUCUUGUCAGUCCCGCCGGUGGGGAAUUUGUAAAUUCUAACGGCUAGGAGCAAUUUGCGAAAGGUGCUUUAUACUAUUAAGAAUCUAUCUUUAAUGCAAUCCGAACGAAGGUUACAACUAGAACUGAACAACAUAAGCUACAAGACGAGAGAAUAAAUGAUAAGAUUAUGCAAUCGAGGAGCACGUGUAAUCCCCUAGAGAGUGUCAUAUGAUCUUAAUCAAUGAAUCACAUUACAUGAUUAUUAUUUCUCCAACAUAUACCACGUUUUGAUCAGAUUAUUACAGAUUUCCUAUAAAUACGGCAUUUGCAGCUUAUUUACUGGAAAGUGCAAUUUUGGUGUUGUCUAGAGCAUUGCCUCCAUUUGUUAGGCCCCUCCGUAAAGUUUUUCUUUGAACUAUUCGGCCCUAUUGUGGGGCAUAUACGGCUUUUCCAGAAAAAUGACAACUGCCUUGGGGGCAGGGGGGGAUGGGCAUGCCUGGAGUUGACUGAGCCAUUAUCUCAAGAUUAAUAGUUGUGCACAUGUAAACUUAAUGAUAUCAGGUUUAGCAUUUAUUUUUAUUCAAUGUCUGGUUAUUGUAUUUAACAGAGUUGAUCAGCCAGGAGCUGAGACUAUUACAAAAUGUAGCUGCAAUGGAAUAACAGAAUUCUUAGGACUUGAGGUGAAGACUGAUAUGUGGCUAGCCAGAGUAAAGUACAGUAAACAAUAAUGAAUUAUUAUAUUAGCCUACCUACAUGUAGCCAACCCAUAAAUAUGGCCAAAUUCGUGUUGCAGAUUAGCUAGCAUGAACAGGGUUCCACAGUACUUUUCGUAAAGAUGUUUGCUUUUAGGACCCUCCUUUCAGUUCUUAGACCUCUCAUAAGGUGGGUAACCUGGUGAGAAACCUGUACCUGCCAAUUCUUAUUCAUUAUAUGUGAGUCUCAUGCCUGGGGACUGAUCACAUUGAUCUCACUCAUCAAGGACAAUUUUUCUCAUGCCUGAUUCACAAAUCCAGACAAAUAAUUCUUUUACACAUGAUUACCGGUAAUAACAACAAUUUAAUUCUAUUUUCAUGAAAAUAUUCCAGAAAGGAAUUUGAAUGAUGACUUUGUGUCCUAAGGAAAUCAAAACAUUAAAAUUGUCAUCUUUUAAAUAGGUUUGGAAGUGUUCAAAGUUUGUCAGAACAUCUUCGGACAUUAAUUUUUUUGGCAACAUUCAGACAUCUUUGUAAAAUCGUCGGAAAUCUUUGGAAGUCGCCGGGAUGUUUUCAGAAAUUCUGCUCAUGACAAGGCAAAAAUCUUGCACAUUCGACUCAGAAAAAGUUGGCAGGGAUAGAAACCUGUUUAGGAUCCUGCAGGAUCCUGCUUAGGAACAGGGGCCUGAACCUGAUCCUUUUCAGGAUUGGGACAUUGAUUAGGAUCCUAAUGCUCAGCAAGAUCUCUGUAUAUAAGCUUAAUCAUAGAGAUGGUAUACGAGGGGAUCUUUUUAAUAUUAUUUUGUGAAUGGAAUAAUAUUACUUCCUUUUUAUCCCAGGAAUAUGUUUCUUACCUAUCAAUUAAAGAUNAUUGAAUGAUGACUUUGUGUCCUAAGGAAAUCAAAACAUUAAAAUUGUCAUCUUUUAAAUAGGUUUGGAAGUGUUCAAAGUUUGUCAGAACAUCUUCGGACAUUAAUUUUUUUGGCAACAUUCAGACAUCUUUGUAAAAUCGUCGGAAAUCUUUGGAAGUCGCCGGGAUGUUUUCAGAAAUUCUGCUCAUGACAAGGCAAAAAUCUUGCACAUUCGACUCAGAAAAAGUUGGCAGGGAUAGAAACCUGUUUAGGAUCCUGCAGGAUCCUGCUUAGGAACAGGGGCCUGAACCUGAUCCUUUUCAGGAUUGGGACAUUGAUUAGGAUCCUAAUGCUCAGCAAGAUCUCUGUAUAUAAGCUUAAUCAUAGAGAUGGUAUACGAGGGGAUCUUUUUAAUAUUAUUUUGUGAAUGGAAUAAUAUUACUUCCUUUUUAUCCCAGGAAUAUGUUUCUUACCUAUCAAUUAAAGAUCCCUUUCAAGAUAUACGUGAAGGAUACAAUGAAGAAAAGUGUGUUUCUGUGUGGACUCCUGGUGGUCGUAAAAAGGUACUUGCUACGUAGUUACAUGGAAUAAACAUUGUGUAAAGGUGGUGCCCUGAAAUAUAUCAUUAAACAGGAUGUAGCAAAAUAUGUUGCAGGAACUACCCUAGUCUUUUGAUUGGUUAUAGGAGAUAAUCAAUAGUUAAAAGUAUUAUUUUAAAGCACCCUGCUGUACAACAACACAACUGAUGGAAUAGUAAAAUUUCCAUGAAACCCCUUAGGAUCAUAAAAUUAUUUUCUAGGAUGUCCCAUUGUCAGGUUUUCUGCAUCUUUGGUGGCAUUGGGUGGCACCUUAUCUUUAUAUGUAAAUAGUCAAUAUUAACAAACAUGUUUAUGCAAACUGUAGAAAGAGAAAAUAAGGCGACAGCUACUUUUUUGAUUUCUUACCACAGAGAUGUUCAUUGUGCCAGGAAGAUGAAAUGCGUGAAAAUCUGAUAAUUUUUUUUAAAACUAUUAUUUAUUGCAUUAAAAUUUAUUAUGUAAGAUCUCUCAGAUUUUUCUGGUGUAAUGGGGUUUUUCAUUGCCAGGUAGAUGUCAACCUUUUCCUGACUUUUCUCCAAACAUUCAAGCCUAAUAUAGCUGAAUGUCUCUGUGAUACCAUUCCAGCCUCCAAGCAGACUGACAAGAGAAUUCGCAAAUCUGUUGAUCGAACAUUAAAGUUUCUUGAUAAAUGUAUUGAAGAAAUGGAGAGUAAGGUAAAUAGUACAGUGUUUAGGUGAAUUUUUUUUUUUAACAUCUACCAGUGAUUUAAAUAAAGUAUCAAUAAAUAAACUGUGAAAGGUUUAAACCCAGGAGUCAUUUCUUAAGUAGGAUGAGUAUAAUCAUCCAGGUAAACGUAGUCUGAAAUAGGACUGUUGUUGUUGACAGUGACUACAACAGUCCUAUUGAGGACUACACUCACCUAGACGAUCAUACUCAACCUAUUUACAUGUAUGAAAUAAAUAAACUAUGGAGAUGUAUUCAGGUCAAAAUAGAGAAGUACAAUUUUAAUUGUGUGUCGCAGACAAAAAGUAUUCCAUAUUGAAUUCAUUUUUUUUACCUGUGACAAAAUACAUGUACAUCAUGUCCAGUCGGAAGCCUUACUUGACAAUUUUCACAAUUGAAGAAAAAAGUUGAAAAAAGGGUGAUUUUUAAUAUAAUUUAUUGUGUGACUGGAAAGUGUUUCAAUAACAACUUAUUGUGGUAUUUCACCAUGACUUGUUAAUUACAGUACAUUUAAGUGGUCUCCAUGCAUGAGAAAUGAAAACAUUUUGGGUUGUUCAGUGAAGUCAGUUUUAUUGUUGUAAUUUGGUGCCUCAAAGUAAAAAAUAAUUUUGUUUGCAAUUUAAUUUUGGCUAACUUAUUUUAUUUUAUUUUCACUUUUAGAGUUUAUCUUCUUGUAACUUAUUUGGAGUUAUUGAGGGCUCAAACUCAGAAAAAGAGCGAAUACGAUCAGCUUCAGAAACUUCAAAAAGAUCUGUAGCAGGUAAAAAGUAUAAGAAGACUUUUCUUUAAUCUAUAAUUGACUCUCAAUAACUGUCAAACCUUCAAUGGAAAUUGAAAACAGUUUCAGUUAUCAGGAGCUCAAAGCAAAUAGCCAGAAAGAGGAAAAUGGGAUGAGGGAGGAUAUAUAGAUGAGGAGAUAUAUUGAUUUUUUUUAAAAAAGAAAUUAACCAACAAAACUUGAUUAAUCAGUACAGUGCGAAACAAUGUGUUUAAAUUGGACGGUUGUUUUUAGAGAAAUUCAAUAUUUUGGACUACAAUUCACUGCAUUUUUUUCAAUUUGUCAUGCACUUAAAACUUGGUUUGAGUUAUCUAGGGUAAAAUGGUAUGGAAAUGAUCUGAAGGGAAACAAAAAUACUUAGAGUUAGCGGGAGGUUCGAGUUAUCCAGGGUUCAAGUUACUGAGGGUAAAAUUACAGUAGAUGUAUGAAGCAAAUCCAGUGGAAAUCGAUUUUGGUUCGAGUUAGCAUGAGUUUCGAGUUAGUAAGGGUUUGAGUUAUCUGGACACUUUUCAUAGUAAUAUUAUUAUGACUUGUUUAGUUUUGUCUUCAUCUCCCAUCAAGCUCAUUUAACUAAAUUUGUCAUCAGAUGGGUUGUGAGGGAAUCCUUGUAGUGUACUCCUGCUGCUCUUUUUUUCUUUCAGAGUACUCGUAAUUUUAUCAUUGUCAUCACAAUCAUCAUUAUCAUAAGCAAUAACACCAUCAAACAUCAUCAUCAUCAACAUCAUCAAUUAAAUUGUAGAAUUUUUUUUCUCUUUUUACCCCUACAUAUUAUUGGUUAGGCUUUGUUCUGGAGGGUUUUAGUUCAAGUGAAUGUGAAUGGAACCACCUGCUGCAGAGGACAGUGGUAGGUAUACAUGUACUCCGAAACAAGUGAAUUUUGCAGAGGCCUUGAUUUUAUACUGCUAGGAUGAAAUGUUUGGCUAAAAAAAUCUGUUGAGCAUUAAAAUAUGUUUUCACUAAAAUUUCAAAUUAUCAUACACUGUGCAGGGAAAUGUUUCCUCUUUAAGUUUUACCUUUAAUCGUCUACCCUGCAAGCAGAGGUUUCUCUCGUACAUGUCUUUUUAGUGUUUUAGUUGUUCGCAUCACUUGUCAGUCACGAAGUUGGUUUGUUUUAUAUGCCCCAGGAGAAACUGGUGCUCGUGUUGUUGCAAGCAAAAGAAAGUGACUUUUUGGGUGGAAAAGGUCCCUUUAUAGAGAGAAAAAAGGAAUGCACUGUUAGAGAAAGUAACCAAUUAGAAGUGUAGGAUUUUGAUCAGUUACACUUGAAUUUGCAUGUUCUUUCAUUAAUGGUAAGCAAUUGAUAUGAACUGAAUGCAUUGAAAUCUGGGGGUAGGAUGUUUGUUAAAACUUCAUGAUGGUUCUUAGCAAGUAAAGCCUUUAAAAAAUGCAUCUGAAAAAUCAACAAUACAGGCGAGUCUAAUUUUGAUUUUAGCACAAAUCGUGAUGACUCAGUUAUUAAAGUGAUUUGACCUUCACAUUUCUUUAACAGGAAAAACUUCCUGAUAAUAAACCCCGCCUUAUACAUGGAUUAGGAUCUCCAGGUGAAUUAAUGAACCAGUUCCAGAAACAAAGCUAA